Pseudogymnoascus verrucosus is the source of this 2552-nucleotide messenger RNA. RefSeq lists its product as uncharacterized. The transcript is spliced from 4 exons. Bases 1 to 2478 code for a protein of 825 amino acids. Lineage: Eukaryota; Fungi; Ascomycota; Leotiomycetes; Thelebolales; Thelebolaceae. The record is from RefSeq and is a predicted model, not a curated record.
AUGGCUGACGUUCUUCCAUCAAGCCGGAGGAACAAUGUUGGACAACUGAAACUAUCUACGGCGCGGGCCGCCGUGGCCGCACCACCAUCACCGAACAGGGCGAAGUUGAAAACGACAGCCCGAAAAGCUUUGUCGAGCCUAAAAGCAUCCACAAAUCGAGCGAAACGGUUAUAUUUCGAGGAUAUACCACAUCGAAUUAAAUGUUACAUAGUUUCAGCAAAGGACGACACCGACGUCGGCCGCUCUCAUCGGCCUCACCGACAACACUCCAUCAAUCAUGGGCCCAACAACGGUUUACGGUAUGACAAACCUAUCAGCAUCAGAGGUGCAUCGACUGGCCACUAUUCCUUUUGCGCUUUGCAGGACUCCAAGUCAUCCGUGCCAGAAUCUCCAUUUACACGAUCGGCUACUCCUCCACAGCCCGCAUUAAAGGUAUUACGCCUCGGCCACCUCUCAGUCAUCAAGACCAAAGAACCUACUCUGGGUCAUCUCCUCGCAAGUAAGUAUUUCAAGGACUUAUCGACCUUCGUAACGGAGAUUCUACGCGGAACCGCAAUCGGAAACAUCACAGUGCGUCGUCCUGAGAAGAAAGGGUGGAGCCUCUCGCACGAAUCGGCGAUUCCAAUUCCACUCAACGACGUGCUACUCCGGUCACUAAUUCCAACGAAUAGUCGAACUAUAUGUGGCAAAACAGAUGGACCAGUCUUGGAGGGUCUCAUUGCCAUUGAGGAUAUAGAUAUGACUCCAUUACGGCUUUGGGACGAUGCCGAUUCUCAAGUAGCUGUGGAUGUGGAUGGCAAGGACGUUUCUUCAAAGUGUCCUGCCUCCGAAGAGAUCCUCGUCCCCAAGGUUCCAAGCUUUAAGCUUCUGGAGUCCAUACCGGAAUGCCCUGACGAGACUCACGAACAGUGUGGAAGUUCAACAACUACGCCACCUCUCUCAGACACACCGGAAGGCGAACCCAGCCGGGACACUGGGAGUGGAAGCUUCAACGCCACCGGAAAUGGCGGUGCAACACCCUUUGAAGGCCAAUCUUCUUCACCUAGCAGAGGCACAGACACAGAGAACAAAGAUCAAAACGUGUUGGCCAUAGAUUCUCACGAAGUUUUACCUGCAGAGGGUUUUCAUCAUCUUCCCUUGCUCUGUAUUCAUGCGGCAGCGAGAUAUCCGUGUUGUAAUGGGAAGGGGCAUUGGGCACCCGAGUUCCGGCGUUUGUGGAGCGACCACUACCUGAAUCACCAUAUACUCUAUGAGGAAUGCCAGCGCUGCAAGCGCUUAUUUGAGGAUGAGUGCUCUUGGACGAAGCAUGAAGAGCUGCUUCAAUCGCUCACUCCUUGUGAGAAGCUAAGCCAUCGUGAUCUUCAAGCUCAAAAUGAUAAACCAAAUCGGAAAGGGAUAACUAAAGCUCGGAAGAAAAAAGUCGAGGAAGCUAUAGAGCAAUAUGCGAAGCAUGGAAUUGCAUCUAGCGUAUGCAAUAAAGACGAACACGACAAGUGGGUUGAUGCUAAUCUCAAGCUCUACAUCAACCAGUCUAGCACUACAGUAGCAGCAGCGCGACUUGAACUGGGGAAGUGGCUAGUCGCCUGGUACAUCAUAUUUCCUGACGUCGAAAUCCCUAGUAAUCCAUUUACGGUGACUAUUUCGCAUCAGGAACUUCUUGGUCGCGUUUAUGGCGAACUUGUUAACCAAGCAAGGAUGGGAAACCUCCCUUAUUUCAAUGAACCGCAGCGCAUUCUCCUCGCACAGAUUUUCCAGAAGGGGAUAGGUCAAUGGCAACUUGAACAAUUACAGGCAGCACAGACACCAAAGACAACACGUCAACCGCCGAAUAGUUCAACGGCGAAGCGCCAACUGGCGAAACGUCCAGCAGCGAAGCCUCAAUUGGGGAAGCGGAAAGCGAUCAAACGCCAAAAGAUUGCAGAACCCGAGCCUACUCAGGCGCAGCUAGAACCUACAAUGAGUCCACCAGCGCAACCGCCCUCCUUUGUUGUCUUUGGGCAAGACCCUAGGUUCGGUACCACAGCGAGCUCGUCUUACACCCCUAACCCUUGCGAUGGUUUCUCUUUCGGUAGCUCCACCCCGACCGAUCCUACCUCUUACAACGAUAACGGCGCCCCUUAUGAUGAUAAUGACCCGUUGGUAACUGUAGCGAAGUUAUCAGAAAACGGGGGUCAGUCUAAACAGGGAGAAGGGCUAGGACCUAGUUCCAUGGAUUUGAGCUUUUUUGGGGCUCAGCAUAAUCCCCAGAUUUCCCCUCAAAACGCCUUGACGGGUCCAUACUUCGCAGGAAGCAGAGAUCCGGCGACAUUAGGGGCAACAUUAGGGGCAACAUUAGAGGCAACAUUAGAGGCAACAUUAGAGGCAUCAUUAGAGGCAACAUUUGAGGCGGCAUUUGAGGCGGCAUUUGAAGCGACGUUGGAGGCGCCAUUUGAGGUGAAAUUUAGAGAUUGGGUUGACGAAGACUCCAGAUUCAAGUAGCCUAGUUCAUUUCAUGUUAACGGACGUGGGAGUUUCGUGUAUAUAAAUUGCAAUUUUGUUUUUGAUUCAGGUGC